This is a messenger RNA of Penicillium chermesinum, 582 nucleotides long. RefSeq lists its product as uncharacterized. NCBI's taxonomy places the organism in Eukaryota, Fungi, Ascomycota, Eurotiomycetes, Eurotiales, Aspergillaceae. The transcript has a single exon. The record is from RefSeq and is a predicted model, not a curated record. Bases 1 to 582 code for a protein of 193 amino acids.
AUGUCGCCCAACCUCCAAGCCUACGUGGACGAGAUCCACACGAUGGCCCUGGAAGACAGUAUCAAAGCCAUCGCCGACCUCCUCCCAUGCGUCAUCACCUCCGUCUCGCCAAACGCAACCUACCUGAUGCGCCACCCAGACUACGAAGGCGAAGCCAAAUUCGAUGACCUGGGGAAAUACUUUCUAAAUAACAACCAGCGCUGCUUCGCAGAGAACGCACCACUUCGACUACGCUUACUCCAGAGCUCUUUAGACGACAAGUUCGAGGGUAUCUACGGAGAACUUUACAAGGCUGCAGUUGACGGAGUCAAAAAUGGUACGAUCAAGCCGGAGCCGAGAGAGGAUCAAGGCUGCGCUUGCUGUGCGGGAGAGCCUGCUGCAGUUAUCGGUAUGGGGUUUCACCAUGGAAAUGCGUUCUUAUACACCAUUGAGCAGUAUCGCCAGCUCUGGGGUCACCAGCAGAAUCAUGGAUCGCGAAGCGGGUGGAUGGGAGAUUCUUGGGACGAGCAGUGGUAUGCUUCGAAGGAGCAGGUCGAGGAGGCACUGGCGCGCGAGUCUACGCCAAUUGCAGGUCGUCUGUGA